AUGGCGGAACCGGUGAUGAGAUUGUAUACGGAUGCGACGGACGUGUCGUAUAUUGAAAGGAAAGAAAGCACGUUGGUGUGGCACCAUCAAGAUGCGAAUCCGGGUUUCGGGUCGGCCCAAGCGAAGGAAAUGUUAGAUCAUUUGGAAAGUGUUCUUGCUAAUGAACCGGUUGUGGUCAAAAGCGGUCAAUAUAUUGUUGAAGUCAAACCACAGGGUGUGACGAAGGGUUUAGUGGCAGAGAAGAUAUUUUCAUCGAUGUUUAAGAAAGAAAGAAGGGCUGAUUUUGUGUUGUGUGUGGGGGAUGAUAGAAGCGAUGAAGAUAUGUUUGUGAUGAUUGGGGACGCCAUAAAAGGAGGUGUCAUUUUGAAUGUCAAUAAUCGAUCAGUGUUUGCGUGUACUGUGGGACAGAAACCAAGUAGGGCGGAGUAUUAUUUGGAUGACACAGUGGAGGUUAUGAAUAUGAUUGAGAAUCUUGGUGACGUGUCAGUGUGA
Messenger RNA from Lactuca saligna, 492 nucleotides. Lineage: Eukaryota; Viridiplantae; Streptophyta; Magnoliopsida; Asterales; Asteraceae. The record is from the annotation of a GenBank genome assembly.